AUGCUCAGAAAUGCUGUUCGUGUUUCUUCACCGUUGUCUUCCACACUAGUUCGUCGGGUUGACCCCGCUAUCCGAGCGAAUACUGGAGCUUUUUGCAAAUCCCUCGUGAACACGACAAUCCCAUGUUUCGCAAACGCUGUUAGAAACUAUGCGUCCGCUAAACCUUCAACUUCUGAAGUAUCUUCCAUUUUGGAAGAGCGCAUUUUAGGACUUAGUUCAACAGUAAACAUUGAAGAAACUGGUCGUGUGUUAUCGAUAGGUGAUGGUAUCGCUCGUGUGUAUGGCCUAAAAAACAUAAAGGCGGAAGAAAUGGUGGAAUUUUCAAGUGGUGUAAAGGGAAUGGCACUUAAUUUGGAACCUGAUAAUGUUGGUAUUGUCGUUUUCGGCAACGACAGAUUAAUCAAGGAAGGUGAUACAGUGAAACGAACUGGACAGAUUGUGGAUGUGCCUGUUGGUCCAGGACUACUUGGUCGCGUAGUAGAUGCACUUGGAAAUCCAAUUGAUGGCAAAGGACCAAUUCAGUCGACGGAACGUAGACGAGUGCAAGUAAAAGCACCUGGAAUUUUACCUCGUCGUUCGGUACAUGAACCUAUGUCAACUGGUAUUAAAUCUGUUGAUGCAAUGGUUCCGAUUGGUCGAGGCCAACGUGAAUUAAUUAUCGGGGAUCGUCAAACUGGUAAAACUGCAGUUGCUCUUGAUACAAUUCUUAAUCAAAAGAAGUGGAAUUUCGGUAAUGAUGAAACCAAAAAGCUUUAUUGUGUUUAUGUGGCUGUUGGUCAAAAAAGAUCCACGGUUGCUCAACUAGUGCAAACAUUAGAACAGAAUGAUGCUCUAAAAUAUUCAAUUAUUGUCGCUGCUACUGCUUCGGAAGCAGCACCUCUUCAAUACAUCGCACCUUUUGCAGGAUGUGCCUUUGGUGAAUGGUUCCGUGAUAAUGGCAAACAUGCAUUAAUUAUUUACGAUGAUUUAUCAAAACAAGCUGUUGCAUAUCGUCAAAUGUCUUUACUGCUACGUCGUCCACCAGGUCGUGAAGCUUAUCCCGGUGAUGUGUUUUAUUUGCAUUCACGUCUUUUGGAACGUGCCGCUAAAUUGAAUAAGGAUCACGGAGCUGGUUCUUUGACCGCUUUACCCAUUAUUGAAACACAAGGUGGUGAUGUGUCGGCGUACAUUCCUACAAAUGUUAUUUCUAUAACGGAUGGUCAAAUUUUCUUGGAAGCUGAAUUGUUCUUCAAAGGUGUGAGACCUGCUAUCAAUGUUGGUUUAUCUGUAAGCAGAGUAGGAAGUGCCGCUCAAACAAAAGCAAUGAAACAAGUUGCUGGUACUCUUAAACUUACCUUGGCUCAAUAUCGUGAAGUCGCUGCCUUUGCUCAAUUCGGGUCCGAUUUGGAUGCGUCGACGCGAUUCUUGCUGAAUCGUGGUGAACGUCUAACGGAAUUACUCAAGCAACCACAAUAUCAACCAUUGCCAGUCGAACAUCAAGUACCACUCAUAUUUGCCGGUGUCAAUGGUUUCUUGGAUAAGAUCGAUAGUAAACGAGUGAACGAAUUCGAGCACGCUUUUCUUCCGUUUUUAACCGCUAAUCAUGCCGAUCUUUUAGAAACUAUUAGAAAAGAAGGACAAAUAAGUGAAAGUACUGAUAAGAAAUUACGUGAUGUCACAUCUGACUUUUUGAAGACUUUUUAA
This is a messenger RNA of Ambispora leptoticha, 1683 nucleotides long. Lineage: Eukaryota; Fungi; Glomeromycota; Glomeromycetes; Archaeosporales; Ambisporaceae. The record is from the annotation of a GenBank genome assembly.